Molecule: messenger RNA, 881 nt
Organism: Hydractinia symbiolongicarpus
Lineage: Eukaryota; Metazoa; Cnidaria; Hydrozoa; Anthoathecata; Hydractiniidae
Product: basic proline-rich protein-like
Exons: 3
Coding region: 152-610 (152 amino acids)
Source: RefSeq, a predicted model, not a curated record
CCAAUCAAAUUACAGAAAAUCAUAAAAUCUUGAGCAGCUUACUUCUGUGCAGGUAUAAAGAAAGUUAUUUCGAAAAGUCUAAUUAUCAUUCAUACCUCAAUUGCCAUUAGAAUUGGACGGAGUGCGGAAAAGGGUAAGAAUAUAAAUAAAUAUGGCAGCCCGAUUUAUCCUCGGAUGUCUCUUGGUCGGUGUGGCCAUGGCUAACGCCAAAACUUUACACGAAAUGUUAAAACGUGAAGCUAACCCAUGUGGACCACCAUGCCCAGCUACUUGUGCACCAGCAUGUACUCCAGUAUGUUGUGCCGCUCCACCACCACCUCCACCACCACCUCCACCACCACCACCUCCACCACCACCACCACCACCACCUCCACCACCACCAGCAGCUCUCCCAGGAAACCCAGGACCUCCAGGACGUCCAGGACCACCAGGAGCACCAGGACCAGCUGGACCACCAGGACUUCCAGGACCCCCAGGAGCACCAGGAGCACCAGGACCCGGUGGACCACCAGGAGCACCAGCACCACCACCAGCUCCAUGCCCACCAGUCUGUGUGCAACAAUGUGUACCAUCUUGUCCACAAUACUGUUGCCCAGCCCGCAAACGUUAAAUGAUGACAAGGAAUUAGAUAUUUUUCAAAUUACUUCUUUUCUUGAACUGAUACUUUUCAUAUGGUUAUUGACACAGACGCGAACAGAUUAGCAUCUACUCGUCCAAGAUAGAUUGAAUGGAUUGGAAUAUAUAUUAUAUUGUUAAAUUAUAGUUUCAAUUGUGUGGGACUUUCCAUGCAACCCGGAAUCUCAUUAUUUUUUUUUUGAAAGAUAUAUGUGAAUUUUAAUGCAUGAUCAUAUGAAAGAAUAAAUAUUUUUCUAUCCAUAAAA